Messenger RNA from Tigriopus californicus, 2717 nucleotides. Its product is annotated as protein spinster-like. Gene Ontology annotation, cellular component: membrane. Gene Ontology annotation, biological process: transmembrane transport. NCBI's taxonomy places the organism in Eukaryota, Metazoa, Arthropoda, Copepoda, Harpacticoida, Harpacticidae. The coding region runs from base 264 to 2069 and encodes 601 amino acids. Gene Ontology annotation, molecular function: transmembrane transporter activity. The transcript is spliced from 8 exons. The record is from RefSeq and is a predicted model, not a curated record.
AUCCACGUGUCCGCCUGGCCGAGUCUUUGGCCUGAGUCAGUCAGUGCACUAGACCGACAUAUUAGUCAACAUAUUUGAGACUCAGUCUGACAUAUUUCUCGGGGGAAAGGACAACGUGUGUUGAAUCUCUCCGGCCUUUUUCCAAAAUCCAGUGUGAAUCGGACUUCUUGGCGGGCCAUUGGCAAGCGGGGAACUUGGACGAGUGUUGAGCGUUGUCCAUCAGGUCCGUGAUUGCCUUCAUUGAAUUGUCCGAGUUGGCUGCCAUGCCGGCUCAAACUCUGAAGGAAUCGCCGGUGAAGGCCGCCGUGGUGACCUUCCCGUACAACCCGUCCAGUCAACGCCUCAUGGCCGAAUUGGGCGAGAAGGAGGGGGGCGGGGCGUCAGAGGUCAACCUUCUAGGUCGAUUGUACGAGCCCGAAGGUAGUCCUAAUCGCGGGAUGGGCGGGGCCCUGAGCGGCUACCCGAAAACGCCCAAUCAUAUCUCUCGCCGUCAAUGGAUCACGGUCAUCAUCCUGUUCUUUGUCAAUCUCAUCAACUACAUGGAUCGUCUAACUAUUGCGGGGAUUUUGACCAAGAUUCAAAACGAUUACCAAAUUGGCGAUGCCGAAGGUGGCGCUUUGCAGACCGCAUUCGUCAUUAGUUACAUGAUUUUCGCGCCCAUCUUUGGCUACAUGGGCGAUCGUCACUCCCGGAAACUGAUCAUGGGCUUUGGGGUAUUCCUGUGGACGAUUUUCACCCUCAUUGGAUCAUUCAUGCCGAAUUAUCACUUGUUCUUACUGUGUCGGGCCAUGGUCGGCAUCGGCGAAGCCAGUUAUUCCACGAUCGCACCCACGGUCAUCAGUGAUAUGUUCGUCAAGGACAUUCGUUCCAAGAUGCUGGCCUUCUUCUACUUUGCCAUUCCCGUGGGCAGUGGGUUGGGUUAUGUUGUGGGCUCCGAGACCACCAUGUUGGCCGGGGGGGAUUGGCGUUGGGGUCUACGGGUCACCCCGAUUUUGGGUGUGAUUGCCACGUUCCUGAUCAUCUUUUGCAUGAACGAUCCUCCUCGUGGUGAGAGCGAGGGUCAUGGCAACCUCAAGGCCACGACUUAUGCCAAGGACUUGCAAAGUUUGGCCAAGAACAAGUCCUUCAUGUUGAGCACGGUGGCCUUUACUUGCGUGGCCUUCUGCACGGGUGCCUUGUCUUGGUGGGGACCCAAAUAUAUCGAGUAUGCCGUGGCUUUGGCCCAAGCUCAAAACAACACUGACGUCGGCUCGAUCAACGUUCGAAAUGUCUCUUUGAUCUUCGGUGUGGUGACCAUGCUUUCUGGAAUCGUGGGCGUGCCCUUGGGUUCGAUCUUGAGCACAAAGUUGAAGCAAAAAUACCCCCGGGCCGACCCAUUGAUUUGCGCUUGCGGCCUUCUCAUUUCCGCACUGUUCUUGAGCAUUGGCAUGAUCACGGCCAGUUGGAAUAUCUACGUCACUUUUGCCCUUCUCUUCGUCGGUGAGGUGGCCCUCAAUCUGAACUGGUCCAUUGUCGCGGAUAUUCUCUUGUAUGUGGUGGUUCCAACCCGACGAUCCACGGCCGAGGCAGUUCAGAUCCUCGUGUCUCAUGCUUUCGGCGAUGCGGGAAGUCCAUAUCUCAUUGGCUUGAUGUCUGAUGCUCUGAAGCAAUCUUUGAGUCAGGAGUCCGUGUGUCUUCCCGAGAGCGCUAGCAAAUCCAUGCCAGCCUUUGCUGGCUUGGAAUCGUACUCAAAUGUCACUCAAUGCGACGUAGCCGUGGAUUAUUACGGCAUGCAGUAUUCCUUGUUUACCAACAGUAUUGUGGAGGUCAUUGGCGGGAUCUUCUUCAUUAUCACAGCCAUCUAUAUCAUUAGGGACAAGAGGAAAUGUGACCGAUUCAUCGCAGCUCAAACCUCGGCCUCAUCAUCCAAGAAAUCCUCCACCUCUGAAACAAAGCUCCUGUUCAGUCCACAGAAACCGGAUAAUUAUUCCGUAUUAUUCCAAGGUGAAAGCCCUUCCAUCUCCACGGAUGAUGAAGAUGAAGACCUUCCACCUCAACUUCAGCUGAUCUUGCCGAAUGAACGAGCUUAAGCGAGCAGCCUCAUUUGGAUCAUUUGGAGACGCUCAUAUGUUUUGGAUAGGGGUGAAAGUGACGAAACCAAGAAGGCUGUGCUCAGGUGAUCAAAGAAGGCUUGUGCGUGGUGAUUGCAUUUACCACGAUGCAAUCGGACGGUUCUGUUAUAAUGUGAUAAAGCCUUUUGCUCACUUGUCCCUCUCAAAGCAAAUUCAUCCCAUUGCAUCGUUUCCUGGAUGUCGGUUGUUCCAAGUCAAAACCAAAGAUGAUGAUCAAAAUUCUCAUCCCUUCCUAAUGAAAACAAAUUGUUGCCAUAAGGCGGACUUAUUGGAGCCCGUUCUUUUUAAUUAUUGUGAUAUCGUCUCACCUUCCUAGUUUAUUUUAGCAUCUGCCCAAUCAAUUCAUCAACCCGGUAAAAACAUGAUCGUAGCAUAAUAUGCGUAUCAAAUAUCAGACGUUUCAUAAAAGAUUCUAACGAUCCUGGGAUGAAUUUUCCCUCUCUCGGCCCCAUUGGAUUAGUCUUAUCUCUAUUUUAUGGACACCUUGUAUGUAGAUUGGUUGUUGGGUGUCAAGUCCGCCAUGGCAUACCAAGUAUUUGUGCAAUAAAUCAUUGUUGUUGCUAAUUCAUAUGUAUUCAUGACAAAUAAUAAAACCAAUUGAAAAUA